Aureobasidium namibiae CBS 147.97 is the source of this 570-nucleotide messenger RNA. RefSeq lists its product as uncharacterized. NCBI's taxonomy places the organism in Eukaryota, Fungi, Ascomycota, Dothideomycetes, Dothideales, Saccotheciaceae. Bases 1 to 570 code for a protein of 189 amino acids. The record is from RefSeq and is a predicted model, not a curated record. The transcript has 3 exons.
AUGUCCCAACCUGACGAGCUGAUGAUCAAGCAGCAGGUCCCCGAAAACGUCAAGGCCUACUAUCUGACCCCUGGGGGCACACAGAAGAUGGAUAGCUGGAUCCACGCGCUCGACAAGUCAAGUGUGCUGGAAUUACACUCUCCAGUUCCCGGUGCCCCUGCUGCUAACAUUCCACCCCCUGCCAUUCCCGCCCCAGUCUUCGCAGCCUCUGACGCCAACAAGACUAUGGCCUGGAUAAGCGUUGAUAAUGCUCGUGCUGUUGAGCUGGCCCAGUUGAAGGAGCAGGUCAAGAAGAUGUCGAGCACCAUCAAGCAGCUCAAGACAUCCAACGACGACGCUAUCGAGAGCGCUGCACGUAUCUACCAUGAGAGUGUCAAGCGCGGAGCUACCGUCGACGGUCUCAUCAGCCAGGUCGAAAAGGUCGAGAAGUUCGUUGCUGGCCUAGAGAGCAACGGCAGCCAGCCCGCAGUCUCUUCCGCUUCGAAGUCCCUCGCCGUCCCCUCUAGCGACGCUAUUCUGGCCAGUGUCAUGGGUAGGGGAUGGAGACCUCACAAGCCCAUGUUCGAGUGA